This is a messenger RNA of Eremothecium cymbalariae DBVPG#7215, 4458 nucleotides long. It is a transcript of the gene SPP41, whose product is annotated as Spp41p. NCBI's taxonomy places the organism in Eukaryota, Fungi, Ascomycota, Saccharomycetes, Saccharomycetales, Saccharomycetaceae. The record is from RefSeq and is a predicted model, not a curated record. The transcript has a single exon. The coding region runs from base 1 to 4458 and encodes 1485 amino acids.
AUGUCCCAAGAUCAGGAGGAGGAAUUAAAUUUUCACGAGCUAGUUGGUAGCUUACUUGCAGCUUCGGUAGAAGAUGGGGAGGUAUCGGAUUUAGAGGAGAAAUCGAAGGAAGUUAGUGGCAGUGAGCAGGCUGAUAAGGGUAAUGAUGAUGGUCAUAGAAUGAAGAUUCCUGAUUUGCCAGAAACCACUCAUUUUGGAGAUGAUGACUUAGCGGCAGUAGUUGCUCAGGCCAUCGGAAGGAUGGAACAUGAUGCUGAAGGGGGUGAACCAGAUGGUGAUGGAGACCAGUUGGCGGGAAAUCAUAAUGAGGAAGAACAUUGGGCGAAAAUUCUGCAGCAAGAGAUUCUUCAGGCGGACCAGGAUGCAAAUGAUUCGUACGAUGCCCACAGUCAACAAAUGCUAGGGUUAGAAGCUGAUGAAAGAGAACAUUUAGAUCAUGAUGAUGAACAGCUAAGGAGGGCUAUUUUGGAGUCACUCCAGCAGCUGAAUGAACGGGAGGCGAAGCCUAGUCAUGAUAAAAAUGGGAACCAGGAGAAGGCUAAGUCUAAACCGAAAUCGAAACCAAAAUCUUAUAUUUCAACUUCUGAGACUACUUCAAGUGAGAAAUCAAAGAAGGAUAAGAAGUCCAGUAAGAAGAAAUCAAGCCAAAAGGAGAGGAAGCACGAUAAGAAGAAAGCUAAGGGGGAUAGGCAUACCAGUUCAAACGAUGAUGUUUUAAACUUUGAGGAUGUGAUCAAGGGGUUUAUGAAUCAGACAGAUGCUAGUUCACUUUCUCCAUCAUUAUCCCACCAAAUAGGUGAUGCAGAAACACAAGCUUUAGUGGAUGCAACUUUAAAGGCUUUCGAAAACGAAUUAAUGGGCACAACGGCAUCUACUUCUGCGACAAAGAAGUCGUCGAGCGCAGGCUCGUCGAACACGGCCUCUAAACGUAAAGGUAUAACGGAAAAAUCAUCAAAAUCUAAGUCGAAGCAUUUAACUUCUUCUUCGGCGGCAGCUCCUAUGUUAUUACCCCCUCUACGGAAACUUCAAUCUUCAAAGCGUAAGAAGAAGGGUAAAACUAGUGCUGAAAAGAAGAAAGAUGCCGUAAAGAAAAAGGCUACCAAGAGUUCAUCGACAUAUGACGAGGAGGUGUUUUCCAAGGCUCUUGCUGAGAUGGUUAAUCAGGUAGUGAAUACUUCUUUCAAUGAAACCCAAGCGCCUGCAAGGCCAACUUCUCACUCUUCUCGUUCCAGUGCGGAUAUGUCGCCUCUUGGACCAUCUGCUGGCAGUUCCAGCGAUACUACCCAACCUAGUUCGUCUUCAAAAUUAAUUACCCAAGAAGGAAUUACUCAUAGUAGUAUAAAUAUUGGUACGGGUGGUAGUGUUGAUGAGUCCUUUGAUCUAAAUCAGAUAAUGCAAAAUGCCAUGGCUAUGGCUUUCCAGGAACAAGUUCAAGAUCAACUAGAUCCUUCUGUCAUAGAAGAGUUCAACAAAGAGUUAUCAAGUAUGCAACUACCCGAAGGUCUAACAUCAACAAAAAAGAAACCUGCCUUGACCCUGUCCGAAAAGUCAAAGAAAUCUAUGGCGGACGCUACAGUAACAGAAGUAGGAGCAAUAAAGUCAGCUGCUACAAUUAUUCCUGCUACUGCCACUACUGCGAAGAAGAGCAAAACUGGAAACUUAAAGUCGGUUAUCUCUGUAUCCAAUCAGCCGAAACCUCUAUCAUCUCUGGAGGAACUAUAUAGAAAGAGAUUUCUCAAGGUUGCAAAAGAAUGUGCUAGUCAAGCACGUAAGCGUAAUUCUCAGCGCAAUAAGGAUUCUAAAGAACAGAUAAAGUUGAUACGCCAGAAGCAGCUUGAUGAGAAGAAGAAACUAAAAGAUGAAAGACGCAAAAGACAAGAAGCUGAAUCCAAGCAGUUGGAAGAAAUUGUGGCGAAGGGCCCUCCUUAUCCUGCAGCUUUAAAAUUGACAAAAACUGGUAAGCCCAAAAAACCCUACAGACUUCUUACUGCAGAGGAGCUUGCCAAAGCUGCUUCAACGGUAUCACAAGAUGCGAACUUAUCUAAAGUUCGUAAGCUGAGAAAGAAAAAGGAAAGGAAGGAAAGAAAAGAAAUGUUGAAACGCAUUCCAUUAUCUGCAUUAAAAAAGAUACCUUUAUUCAAUUUUAGCAAGAAUCCAAAUGCUUCAGCUUUGAAUGAUAUAGAGGGUUCAUUGGCCAAGGUACCAUUGCUGGGCAAGCUUGAAUCCCCCUCUGAGCUCUCUUCUCUUAUUGCAUCAAGGACAGUCUUUGUAGGGUUUGACCCUCAUAGAAAGACAGUAGUCCAUAGGGAGAAGGUACUAUUCCAUCCACCAUGGGUGAUUCCGCCUCACCCGCCUUACGCAUUACCGAUCGCCAAGAGAAGAAAGAAAACAUCAGAUAGACGCGCUAACAGUAGAGUAUUAAAGAAAAAGAGGUCCAAGGCAAAGAAGGUUGCUACACUGAACAUUGGUAACAGAAUAAUUCCGGCAGCGUUGUUCCCAAUCAUCAAUACAUUAAAAGCUGCUGCUAGAGCCACUGCUGCUGCUGGUGCAACGCCCGAGGAAUCUAGACAGCAUUUAGGUUCAAUGCUUCAACAGGCUCGUGUCACCAUUGCCCAAGCCUUGGCAAUUGCGAAGUCUCGAAGUACCAAAAAUUAUGCUGCUAUUCGUACUACAGAAGACAUUGAGAAGAUGCAAGCAGAUGAUAAUAAGGCAAAAAGGAUUCCAUUACUUAGUAUGAAGGCUGUUGCAGCACCAAAGAAGAAAGUUGAUGGAGCGGUAAAUGCUAAUAUUACAAAGUCUGAAGAUGUUGAUACAGCAGUACUUGUAACUACCGAGCCCGGACAUAGUCGCCCAAUGAUAAUAGAUAUUGAGGAUGAGACAAGGAAGACACCAAACCCAUCUUCUGAUACUAUGGACUCUGCUGGAACAAAUCAAGCCUCAGAUGUAGUUCGAGCUUCAACUCCAGCUCCAGCUUCAACUCUAGCUCCAGCUCCAGCUUCGGCUCUAGCUCCAGCUCCAAAACGCAUCAAGUUAGAGCCUGGGACAUCUAUUCCGGAAUCCAUUGAUGCUGACCUAGGUGCUACUACAACUUCCAACCCGCAAUUCCAGGAUAUAGUAAACCGUUUAGUUCAACAACAGUUGCGCAACACACAUGGUGAAAAUGCUGCUCUUCCUUCAAAUCUAACAUCAAUUAUCUCCAAUACCAUCUCAACACUAUUACCAGAGUUGGAUCAACUAAAGAAUCUAGACGAUUUUGUUACAACGGCAACAUCGGCAGCUGUAGCUGGAAUGGAUAUGGAGAUGGUUGAUUCCUCUUUAGAUGAUGAUGAACAUGAUGAAAAUGAAGAUUCUGAUGUUGCUAGAACUACAAAACGGAUCUACAGAAAAACUGCUCCUCGUUUUAAAAGCGUAUUAAACCUAGAUGGCGUUACACCGUUAACUCAUAAUAUUUUAAAAAAAGAAGAAGAUAAUACUAAUGCUCAAGAAAUGAUGAUGAUGCGCACACAAUCACAACCUUCAAAUCAGUCUGCACAAAGAAUUAUCACAACUAAAAGUAUAAACUCAUCAAAAUUGUCCAGAAUAGAGGAGAAAAAGCCUUCCUACAUUCUGGGCAAUCCGACCAUUGCUGCUCCUUCAGGGGGCGUAGUUCUCUCUACAGCUCUUAAGAAACCUACAGUGCAUGCAGCAAAAACACAUCAAUUCCAUAUCCCAACCAAAGAUAGUAAUGGAAACCCUCUAAAAAUGAUUCCCCUAAUGCGUCGUGUUAAAUCCUUCUUAAAUACUACUGAGCUUGCAUUGCUGCGAAAGGAAAUUAAUAAAGAACGUAAACGUAAAUGGAGAGAAGCUAAUGUUGAACGUAAUCGUGAUAACGAUCUGCGUUCACGUCUAAACCAACGAGCUAACGUCCUAUUUGGAAAAGGUGAUUCCAUGGAAAAACGUAAGUGGAUUGAUGAACAAUACAAAGAGCGUAUAAUUAAGUUAGAAGGUGGUAGUUCGAUGAUGAUACCACCACCACCCCCCUCCUCCUCUUCUUCAUCGUCACUGCAAGGAAUAGUCCACGGGCAGAAAGAGAACCAAACUUCGGUAAGCGAACAAGAGAUAUUGAACUUAAUAGCUAUCAGAUUAAACAAAUUAACUACAGCCCGUGAAAUAGAAACAGAAAUUCAAAAUGAAGCAAAGGGUAUAUUCCCUAGAAAGGGCACAAAGAGUAAGGCUUCUCCAAUUCCAUUGGAAUCUCCAAAUAGUAACCGUGAUACCACUGCGGUCGCUGUUUCUAACGACUCGAUCACAUUGAUGCCCGUCACAGACGCUGCAUUAAUUGAUCCUGAAUUAUCAAGUGGCCGUGGCAACCUUGGCGGCGGCAACAAAAGAAGCCGUGAAACGAACGACCAACAAGGUUCAGCGCCUUCCCCAUUGAAGACUUCUACGAGGCACAUUAUAGGCACACACGCUCGCUGA